AGUCGUUACUACCAUUCACAUUUAGCGCACGGUUGUUCCUACUAGAUACCCAACGCUCUAGCUCGCGGAUCGGGCCGCGCAUGGGGCAUUUGUAUAAACAAUGAACCAAUCCACAGUGCAGUACCUGCUCUGCAUCCUUAUUGUAGUGGCCGUUACACUCGCUUUCAUCUAUGACCAACUUACGAAAAGAAUCCCGUCGCGGUUACGAGAGGCAGGAAAACCCAAAAGUGGAUUUGGGCUCAUUAGAGCCGACAAAUUCAGCGCACACGACGAACCCGCCUGCGCUCAUGGAAUCGACAUCAUCUUCGUACACGGCCUCGGGUCAAAUCCUGACACGACGUGGGGCCCUAGGGAAAGCAACUGGGUCAACGACAUCCUCCCGCAAGACAUCCCCGUGGAACUGCAAAAGGAUGUCCGUAUCUUCUUCUACAACUACGACUCGUACUGGAAGAGGGAUGCCAUUCAGGCGUGUCUCCAGAGCUUUGCACACGGGUUGCUAGAUAAUGUAGCUCUUGUGAUUCGGAAAACAGAAAACGAACAGACACGAAGGCUACUAUUUGUCGGACAUAGCUAUGGAGGUCUCGUGAUCAAGCAAGCGCUCGUUCAGGCCAAAAGUAACCCGAAGUUUGUGAACAUAUUCGACCACGCAAAGGCUGCCUUCUUCUUGGGAACGCCCCACCAAGGCUCACACUUUAGUAAAUGGGGUAGCUUCGCCGCUAGAUUCCUACAACUACUUAAUUCAAACCAGGCACUCCUCGAGGAAGUUAAUUUUCAUGCCCUGCCGCUGUACUAUCUACACGACCAAUUCGUGAAUAUAACCGGCAACAUGCAGGUAGUCAAUUUCUUUGAGGAACGACAUACACCCCUCAUUAGAGUUUGGUUUUGGCAAUGGAGUGAAAUUUGUGUUUCUAGACAGUCAGCAACAUACUCCUAUGACAACGUGAAGAGCGUGGGGCUUUCCGUUGACCAUUCCGGACUGAACAAGUUUACGAUGAAAGAUGAAAAUUACACGCUGGUUGUCGCGAAUCUACUCGACAUAAUCAAGCCCAUCAUCUUGGAGAGGCAGCACCGGCUAUACUCGGUCCCUAUCUUGGUAGCUGAAAGCUAUGUUGAACGAAAGUCGCUGUCUGCGUCAGUCGAAGAGAAAUUAGAAGUGCUUCAUCAAGGGGCUAAGAUCCCCUAUUCUGUUGUAAUCUACGGGCUUGGAGGCACAGGAAAAACCCAAUUGGCGCGAAAAUACGUCGAAGAUCAUAUCAACGAGUACAACCCAAUACUUUGGAUAGACGCCAGGGACGAAGAUUCGACAAGAUCCAGCUUUGAGCGAUGCGCAGGCGAGCUGCAGCUAUCGUGGGAGCAGAAGGUCACUUCACCCUCGAAUCUUGUGGACUCAGAAGCGGUACAGGCUGUUCUCAGGUACCUUCGCAAGCGAAAGAGGACGGAUGAUAGGUGGCUCGUAGUUAUCGACAAUGCCGACGAUGCUACAACGGGAAUCAAAGAUAUUGUCCCAGAGGGAAGUCAAGGGAGCGUCAUCAUCACGAGCCAAGACAGCUACUUGGCUAAACACAUGAACCACGAAAGUGUGGAGGUAGAUGUUAUGGAGGAUUCAGAGGCGAAAGCGCUCCUUCUUCGUCAUGUUUCGCUAGAAGCCAAUAUUGCAUCAAAAGCCGUGCUACAUUAUUGUGGCGAGGUUGCGAUGGAGCUUGGAUACUUGGCUCUUGCCAUUGAUCUUGCCGGAGCUUACAUCACAGAGGAUAUCGCGGAUGGCAAGGACGCUGAAUCGGCCCUACAAUACUACCUAAAAUACCACAAGAGACAUCGAGAUGAUCUACUGAAAAACGAAGAAUUCCGCGGGCUAUUGCAGAGCAAAAAGACAGUGUGGACGGUGUGGGACACGACAUUGGAAAGAAUAAGAGAUAUAAGCGGGGACAAUCACGCUGACUUGUUGCUUGCUUUUUUAGCUCAUUUCAGAGGCACGGUGGUCCAGGAUGAAUUAUUCCGGAUAGGCAGCCUGGAACUAUCAAUUGUAAAUCAGACGCUAUAUGGCCAGUCGAUCGAGCUGCCAAGCUGGCUUGGGAGAAUCUUCACUCGGAAAGAUGGCGAAUGGGACGACUUUGACUAUCAAAAUGGCCGGCGCCGGCUUGAAAGAUAUGGCCUGUUGCAUCGAACUAAGGGAAGAUGGCCAGGUGUCUCAAUGCAUGGAUUGGUACAAUGGCGAGCGAAACAAUGGGCCAAGGAGCAUCCAUGGGAAAGGUGGUGUCUGACAACAGUCUUGGCAGUAUGUGAUCAAGUGUCCCAGGAUGUGGCGAACCUGGAAUUUCACAGAGAAAUAGUCACACAUCUCCCAACGCUGGAAGAGGGGUAUCUGGAUAGGCUAUAUCUAGGCAUUCCGAGCAGGUGUUAUGUAUGGAAUACUAUUGCUGACAUGUAUUUUGACGAAGGUCGGUGGAAUGAGGCAGAGAAGAUUCAUGUAGAGGCGGUAGAAACAUGCAGGAACGAGCUCGGCGUCAACCAUCUAGCUACGAUAUCGAGCAUGAAUAAUCUCGGGUUGAUUUACCGUAAGCAAGGCCGGUGGAAAGAAGCAGAGGAGCUGUUAAGAGAAGUGGUAGAAGCACGGAACAACAAAGUUGGCAUCAACCACACAGGCACGCUACCAAGCAUGAGCAAUCUAGCUGCGGUAUUCCGCGAACAGGGUCGAUUAGAGGAGGCAGAGAAGCUGUUCAUGGAGGUGGCAGAGGUGUACAAGAGGAUGCUCGGCUUCGACCACCUAUCCACGCUGGAGAGUCUAAGCGAUCUUGCUUCUGUCUACAUAGAUCAGGAUCGAUUAGAAGAGGCAGAGGAGCUGCUUGUGACAGUGACAGAGGCACAAAAGAGGAGGCUCGGCGUUGACCACCCCAUCACGCUAGGUAACAUGAACACUCUUUCUUCUGCCUACCUAAAGCUGCGUCGAUUAGAGGAGGCAGAGAAGCUGCUUGUGCAAAUAGCAGAGACCCAUAAGAGGAUGCUCGCCAUUGACCACCCUAAAAGGCUGGAUAGCAUGAAUAAUCUUGGUGUUGUAUACCUAAAGCAGCAUCGAUUCGAGGAGGCGGAGGAGCUGUUCGUACAGGUGACGGAGGUACGCAAGAAAAAGCUCGGCAUCGACCACUACGAAACACUACGCAGCACGAAUAAUCUUUCCUGUGCAUACCUUGAUCAAGGUCGAUGGGAGGAGGCGGAGAAGUUGCUUGUUACGGCGAUGAAGGCAAGGAACAGCCUGGACGACCCGGAAACACUGAAAUCGAUGUUCAAUAUUGCUUUUACAUGGAAAAUGCAGGGGCGUCAUGUAGAGGCUCUGCGCAUGCUGAGGGGAUGUAUACACCUUUCCCAUCGCGUAUUGAGUAUCAGCCAUCCGGACGUUCUAUAUCGACAAGAGACACUUGCAGAGUGGGAGGAGGAAGAACAGGAUAAGGAGGAGAAAGAAGAUGAGAAGGAGGAAAAGGAAGAUAAGACGGAAGAAGGGGAUGUGGAGAAGGAGGAGGAGGAGGGAGAAGACGAAGAGCAGCCGUGAAACUCUGGUUGCAAUGCUCUUGAGAGAAUGUCAAGAGAAGGGAGGGUAGUGGAGCUUUCAGGAUCAUACGAGGGGAACGGGGAAAAGAUUGAGUCAGCUCAUGUAUUUGCAAAUGUUUCGGAUUGGCUACAAGUGAAAGGGAUUUAUUUUACUGGAUAUUUUUGCAGUUCUUUUCACGAUACCUUCAAAUUGACCGAGGCCUCA
Molecule: messenger RNA, 3748 nt
Organism: Aaosphaeria arxii CBS 175.79
Lineage: Eukaryota; Fungi; Ascomycota; Dothideomycetes; Pleosporales
Product: TPR-like protein
Exons: 5
Coding region: 101-3544 (1147 amino acids)
Molecular function (GO): ADP binding; protein binding
Source: RefSeq, a predicted model, not a curated record